CAGAAUUGCGGGCCGCCCAGCGGUGGCACGGGCGCGGGUGCGAGUGGCUUGCAGCGUCCCUCAGCCUCCACCCUCAUCUCAUGGUCCUCGCCCCAUAAGUCUGUGCAGGGGCGGUCGCGCCCCAGAUGUCUGCUACUGUCGAUGCUGUACCGGGGCGGCCAGAGUCUAGUAGCACUGACCGUACAGCAGCUCUCGCCGAAUCAUCCCCAUAUUCCCUCGAAACUGCUGAGGCGAUUGGCCUGGUUCCGGAGACCCAGACAGUGGACCAUCUCUCGCUGGGGGAACAAGACAACCAGGACAUCUAUCGAGGAGGGCCUCCUCCCGCACCUCCAAGGUCGCCUUCCAUCAGAUCCCAGAGUUCGUCCUCCUCGUCCAGCUCUUCUGCGUCCUCCGUCUUUGGAGGACGUCUUGGAGCGAUCUCAGCUGUGGUCGAACAUGCUAUUGCUACGUGGGCUCGUGCUUGGGCAUCUUCGUCUUCUUUGUCGACAACAUCCUCGUCCUCGUCCUCGUCCUCGUCCUCUCAGUCCCUCAGGACACUGGCCAGGUCCCUUGCGACUCGCACGCGCAGACGCAGGCCGAGCGUCGCAGACGUGCAUAACAGACGAUCUGAGCGCGAGAUAGCAGCUCGCAUCAGGGCCAGGGAAGAAUGGAGAUAUGUUCCGCGGUCCUUUGAUUUGUAUGUCCCCAACCCCCUGGACCCCGAUGUCUUGGGCAAGGAAGGUCGUCCCGGGCCCGGCGCUGAAGAUCGGCAUUUCAUCCACACGGACUCCCUUCCUCUCAUCAUCGCCCAGCUUGGUGCAGCUCUCAAGGGCAACGAGAGAGCAAGACGAGCGCGCACAGAGACCAUCGCUCCGGAACACCGCGUCCCUUCCCCUCCGAUGUUACACCACCACUAUAUGAUGCCCGAGGAUUUCAUAUCCUCAGCGAGUUCCUCAACACAAGAGCCCACUGCGCCGCGGAGAGCGAGGAAAGGGAAGAAACGGGCAACCGCGCUCCCGACAGCAACACCCAUGUCUCAUGCCUCGUCCUCUGCGACAGAGCCUGGCGAUGCGGAGAAGGCCUGGUGGCUAGAUAUAUCCUCGCCUACAUGGGAAGACAUGCGCGCAAUAGGCAAGCUUCUGCACCUACAUCCGUUGACUCUCGAGGAUAUCCUGCAGCAGGAUCCGAGGGAGAAGCUGGAAGUUUUUCCCAGGCUGGGAUACUACUUCGUAGUUUUCCGUGCGAUAGAGAGCAUGAAGACCAGGGAACGGCUGCGCGCCCUUCACAACCCUCGAGAUAACUCGGUGUCGUCUGCGUCGCCCAUGGAAGAAGCCAUCGUCGGCGAGGUCAAUGUAUACCUCAUUGUCUUCCGGGAAGGCAUAUGUUCGUUCCAUUUCUCGGAUAUUGGAGAACAUGUCGACCGUGUUCGCAAGAAGAUCCUCAAACUGUCGCAGAGCGUCAACAUGAGCUCCGAUUGGAUUGCGCAUGGAGUCAUGGACUCCAUUGUGGAUUCAUUCUUCCCGUUCUUGGAAGGAGUCGAAAAGGAGGUGGCCAACAUGGAAAGCCUUCUAGUAUCAGAAGACGUUACGCGAGACCCCGCGGCGACCAAUCCUCCUCCUCCUCCCGCUGAUAUACCCACUAAGCCCAACCUUGAGAAGGUUGUGACACAUGAUACCAAUGAAAACCCUGAUGCAUCCAGCAUUACGGUCACUGAGAAGACGCGCGAGACACUUAAGACGGUGGAGCGGAAGACACAGUUUGCACUCCCUACGGGCUGGCGCUCCCACCUUCGGGGGCUCAAGCGCUCUGUGCUAGGCUUCUACCGACACUUUCGUGUCGUGUUCAGGCACACGCCGACGGCGAAGACUACCAACACUGUGCACCGGAUGGCGAAGACGAGGAGACUCGUUACGUCGCUCACCCGGGUCUUAGCGCACAAGUCGGAGGUCGUUGCGCAGCUGCAGAAGCGACUGCUGACUGUCGGAGGGGGACUUGGACACGGCACCAAACAUGACCACGACGUCUACGUGUACAUGGGUGAUGUCCAGGAUCACAUUUUGACUUUGCAACAGUCACUAGUUCACUACGAACGUGUCCUGAGCACGUCGCAACCUACCUACCUAUCCCACCUGCGUCUAUCCCUCUCACAGGCUCAAUCAGGCACAGACACUGCGCUCGUCACGCUCACGACAGUCAGUAUGGGUGUCCUUUUGGUUCAGACCCUGAUUGGUCUGUUCUCCAUGAACACGCAAGUCCCCGCCAACUCCCUCGCUGGAAACCGCUUCUACGUGUUCGGCAUCGUGAUCUCGCUGGCAAGCGUGAUUCUCUUCGUCUACGCUAACUUUGUACGCCUCUGGUGGAAAUGGUCUAAGCGGCGGAGGUGGCGGUCAGGGCCCGCAUUGACGCAGUAAUUGGGAGCGUUGCUGUUCGCCUGGUAUUGCGCCGCCGCACCGGCUUCGUAGCCUACGUCUUGGUACCUGCACUACGUAACUUAUUCCUGCAUACUAUUGGACAAUGUUCACACUGUACACCAUGCAUUCAUUACACGCUUGGAUUGGUCGUGAGUAUCCUCAUUUGCAUUCGUCCAUCCAUCCAGAGCAUAACUGAAGAACAAUAUAUACAUGCGU
Rhodofomes roseus is the source of this 2606-nucleotide messenger RNA. RefSeq lists its product as uncharacterized. Gene Ontology annotation, biological process: intracellular magnesium ion homeostasis; magnesium ion transmembrane transport. NCBI's taxonomy places the organism in Eukaryota, Fungi, Basidiomycota, Agaricomycetes, Polyporales, Fomitopsidaceae. Gene Ontology annotation, cellular component: plasma membrane. The record is from RefSeq and is a predicted model, not a curated record. Gene Ontology annotation, molecular function: magnesium ion transmembrane transporter activity. Bases 126 to 2390 code for a protein of 754 amino acids. The transcript has 7 exons.